Myiozetetes cayanensis is the source of this 2821-nucleotide messenger RNA. RefSeq names its product zinc finger CCHC-type containing 8 (gene ZCCHC8). The coding region runs from base 29 to 2128 and encodes 699 amino acids. Gene Ontology annotation, molecular function: RNA binding; zinc ion binding. Lineage: Eukaryota; Metazoa; Chordata; Aves; Passeriformes; Tyrannidae. Gene Ontology annotation, cellular component: catalytic step 2 spliceosome. The record is from RefSeq and is a predicted model, not a curated record. The transcript is spliced from 14 exons.
CGCCCCGCCCUUCCUGCGGCGGCCCAAGAUGGCGGCGGAGGUGGAUUUCGGGGACCGCGAGCUGUUCGGGCAGCUGGAGGGCGAGGAUGGGCCGCCCUCGCCGCCCGCCCUGGGCGUGCCCGAGGCUCUGCUGCAGCUCUACGAGCGGCUGCGGGACCGCGACGAGACGGUGCAGCGGCUGCGGGCGGAGAAUCAGGAACUUAAAAGGAAGCUGAAUAUUCUGACUCGUCCCAGUGGAAUCUCAGUGGAAAACUCCAAAGUUGAUGGGCCUCUCUUGCAGAUUUUAUUUAUGAACAAUGUCAUUUCUAAGCGCUACCACCAAGAAAUCGAGGAUUUUGUUUUUAGCUUAGUUCAGAAAUACGAAGAGCAGAAGAAAAGUGAGCAAGAGAAAACACACCUGAAUGCUAAGCCACAGCCCUCCAGCGUUGUUUUGGAAGAGGAUUGUAAAACAGCCAGCUCAUCUUCUGCUAAAAAAAUGAAAGAAGCUUUUAGUGUUGUAGGAAGUGUUGUGUAUUUUACCAAUUUUUGUCUCGAUAAACUGGGACAGCCCAUAUUAAAUGAGAAUCCACAGCUGACAGAAGGAUGGGAAAUCCCAAAAUACCAGCAAGUUUUCAGCCAGAUUCUCUCCCUAGAUGGACAAGAAAUACAAGUCAAACCCAAAAGCAGGCCCAAACCUCACUGUUUCAAUUGUGGUUCUGAAGACCAUCAAAUGAAAGACUGUCCAGAGCCCCGGAAUGCAGCUCGGAUAAGUGAGAAGAGGAAGGAGUUCUUGGAAGCCUGUGGGGACACGAGCAAUCAGAACUUCCAGCAGCGUUACCACGUGGAAGAAGUAGAAGAGAGGUUUGGAAAAUUUAAGCCAGGAGUGAUCAGUGGGGUCCUUCAGGAUGCCCUGGGGGUCACGGACAAGAGCCUCCCUCCCUUCAUCUACCGCAUGCGCCAGCUGGGCUACCCCCCGGGCUGGCUCAAGGAGGCCGAGAUGGAGCACUCAGGACUUGCUCUUUACGAUGGCAAAGGUGAAGGUGAUGCAGAAGAUGAAGAGUGUCCCCAACACAAACGUAUCACUUACGAUGUCUCCAAGCUGGUAAAUUAUCCAGGCUUUAAUAUAUCCACUCCCAGUGGCAUCCCAGAUGAGUGGCAGAUCUUUGGUUCCAUCCCCAUGCAGCCAUCUCAGCAGAAGGAUGUUUUUGCUCACUACCUUUCCAAUUUCCAGGCGCCAAGUCCCAAAUCCAGCAAUAAAAGGGCUGCACCUCAGUCCAAGUCUCAUCACUCCAAACGACCGAGAGAAGACAGUUUGGAGGUGGCAGCAGCUGACAUGGACCUGGACUCUGAUCUGGAAGCGGCACAAAGGUCCCAAACUCCCAACAGUUUUCAGUUCCAACCUCCUCUGCCACCUGGAUCUCCAUCCAUGUCCACCCCUCCUCCCAUACCCCGGGGAACACCCCCCCUGACCCCCCCUCAGCCCUCAACGCCCACCCGCUCCCCUGUGGCCAGGACUGCUCCACUGAACCCUUCCAGUGAUAUUCCUCAGCCCAAAAUUGUGGACUCUGUCAUGGAUGAGGACACCCUGACCCUGGAGGAGCUGGAGGAACAGCAGAGGUUGAUCUGGGCAGCUCUGGAGCAGGCAGAGAGCACCAACAGUGACUCUGAUAUCCCUGUGGACACACCUUUAACUGGCAAUUCCCUCACAUCCUCACCGGCCAGGAAUGAGGUGGAUCUUGUUGCUGAGGGCAGGUCACUUGAGAAGGUGAUCCCAGUGGAAACUGGGUUUUCUGACGUGAGUGACCAGAUAGCAGAAAAUGAACAUUCCGUAACGAGUCCUAAUCCAGGAGACACUUUACUUGACUUGAAGGAAAAUGCCAAUAAUGCUGUUCCUGAAGGUGUGCUGGAUAACCCCGUUCCUGCUCCCAACCCCGAGGUGGACGAUGGGGAAAGUACAGCAGGGAAUAAAGUGACCACAAGCACUGAAUCAUCUGCUAAAAAAUCCAGCCUUGUUCCUGACAUGAGCAAGUUUGCUGAAGGCAUAACACCCUUUGAGUUUGAGAACAUGGCAGAGUCCACGGGGGUUUAUCUACGGAUAAGGAGCGUGUUAAAAAAUUCCCCGAGAAACCAGCAAAAGAAAAAAACUUAAACCUCAACUGCUCUUCCCUUGUUUUCUUAUGUCCAAAUCCCAACUUUCUUCUGUUUCCUCCUCUGGUUUUACAAACUCAGAUGACCUUCCUCAUCCUCUGGUGGGAAAGAGAAAAUCUUGACAAAUCCAUUUCUGCCCCGUUCUUCCUUGGAACUGAAGUCACUGCAGAGCUUCCACAUUGACCAGGCCCACCAAUGCAGCCAGAAAAAGUAGAAUUUUCCCAAAUUCCACUAAGGAAUAACAGGCCUGUUGAUUUGUUAAGAGCAUUUUAUUUGCCAAUACUCAAGACUCUAAAAAGAGGAGUUUGUGGUUUGGUGUCCAUUACUUUGGCUGAGAUUUUUAUUGUCCUUGAGUUUCAGGUGGAUUGGUGAUUUUUUUAAUAUCUGUCCUUUGUACAAUAAUCUACACUUUAUACAUUUUGCUAAUUAUCCUGUAGAUAAGUUUAAUAUAUUCAGAAUGUUUUUAAAAAGGUCUAAUGUUAAGAUUUCCCACAUCGAAGUCCUGGCGAUCGGAUGAAAAUAAUGGGGGAUUACAUGCUAUUUUCACCAGUUGGAGUAUUUUUAUAAAUUAUUUAUGUGGGUCUGUUUUAAUUACCACUGUACCUUUUGUACCAUCAUCCUGCCUGUAAACUUGCUGUACAGACAUGCUCGUGGUUGUGUACAGAGGUUUAAUAAAUGGGCUUUUAGCUAAAGA